AUGAGAACUGUGGCGACAACAACACCGACGGCUGUAGAACCGCAACAGCAACAGAAGGCUUCAUUGUUCUCAAAGAUUUUCAAAGGCCAUGCCGGUGCGGCCACCAUGGCAGGUGCUCUGGAAAUUGCCAUAUUCCAUCCAUUUGAUACUGUGGCGAAGCGACUGAUGAGUAAUCGAACUCGUGUCGCAGGUGACUCCUUCACCGGUACCAUGCAUAACUUAAACCAAACCAUCUUCCGCAACAAGGCAGAUGCGAGUUUAGGACAAAAAUUUAUGUACCUUUACCCUGGUUCCACUUAUGCUGUCUGCUAUAAAGUACUCCAGCGAGUGUAUAAGUUUGCUGGCCAACCGCUUGUCCGGGAUCACUUACAAAAACACCACCAGGAUAGAUUUUCACGUGUGUUUGGUCGUCGUUCAAAACUCAUGACGGAAUCUAUCGCCGGUUGCCUUGUUGGCAUAGGCGAAGUGAUGCUGUUGCCAUUGGAUCGCCUUAAGGUCUUAAGUCAAACGAACGAGGCGGCACUACGUGAUGGAGUGGUGCAAUUGGUGCGGCGUGAGGGAAUUUCUGGAAUGUAUGCCGGUACGUGUGUGACAAUGAUGAGAAACGCACCCGGUUCGUUUUCUCUCUUUGGCGGUGCUGCCUUUACAAAGGAUGUUGUCUUUCACCUUGAGGAUUACCGCAAAGCGACAUUCUUUCAAAACAUGUGUGCCUCCACUGUAGGCGCUUGUUUGGGUGUUACAGUGACCAAUCCCAUGGAUGUGAUCAAGACACGCGUGCAAAAUAAAGAUCCUGGGUCUAAGCUUAGUGCUGCUGGUGCACUCAAACGACUUUUACAAGAUGAGGGAGCCUCGGCACUCUUUAAGGGUCUCACCCCAAAGGUGAUUGCCUCGGCACCGAAACUCGUAUUUGCGUACAGCAUGACAGAAUUCUUUUUGCAGCUCAUGAACCCUACUAAACAUUAG
Molecule: messenger RNA, 963 nt
Organism: Trypanosoma theileri
Lineage: Eukaryota; Euglenozoa; Kinetoplastea; Trypanosomatida; Trypanosomatidae
Product: mitochondrial carrier protein
Exons: 1
Coding region: 1-963 (320 amino acids)
Cellular component (GO): mitochondrion
Molecular function (GO): guanine nucleotide transmembrane transporter activity
Source: RefSeq, a predicted model, not a curated record